CAAUAAUGAAGAGAACAUUGAUAUCAAUUAUAAUAACAAUAAUGAUAGUGGUACAUUUGAUGUCGGAGAGUUCGGUAAUGACAAUGUUGACUAUUCUUGUACAGUUGAGACUGAUAAUGUUGUUAAUCAUGAAAUAUCAAGUCAAACAUCUAAGUUAUCCUAGAAAUCUUUGGAAAGUAAUAAUUCUCGUAUAAUCUCUGAUUAUGAAGAUGAAAUUCCAAAACAACAAGUUCCUAAAAUUGAUCUAAUGACACCAGAACUUGCUGCGGCUUUGGAUAGAGCUAAUGUGAGUAGUAGGUCGGCGACUUACAUUUUUGCUGCUUUAUUAUCUAGCCUAAAUAUUGAUUGUGCAAGCGUAAACUUCAGUCAUUUGACUAUUCACCGAGCACGGGAAAAAUUUCGCAAAGAAGCGACGUUAAAUCUGAAAACUAAUUUGGAAACUGAUAAUUAUGUGCUACAUUUUUAUGGAAAACUGUUGUCAGAUAUUACAGGUAUAGAACAAGUUGACCGGCUUCCUAUUAUUUUAUCAUCAUCAGGUAAAUUUCAACUGUUAGGAGUCCCCAAACUAGAAUCUGGAACUGGACAAAAUCAAGCUUCAGCUAUUAUUACAACAGUAAAACAAUGGAAUAUUAAUACUGAUAACAUCAAAGCAUUGUGUUCUGAUACUACGGCGUCAAAUACGCUGUAGUAUUUUGGAAGUUAUAACACCAAUCAAAGAUGAAAUUUUGAAAUUCGUUAAUAAUCAAAUAGAAAUGGAUCAUUGUCGUGACGAUUACCGUGAACUCCUGCAAUUAUCAUCGAUAUUUUUGAGUGCUACUACCACAAAUAUUACAUUUAAGCGUCCUGGAGCCGUCCAUCAUGCAAGGUGGAUAGCUAAAGCAAUAUAUAGUUUAAAAUUUUUUUUAUUUAGAAAUGAAUUUCAUCUUACUAAAUCAGAAAUAGCUGGAUUACGAGAACUUAGUUUAUUUAUCAUAAUAUUCUAUUUAAAAGCUUGGUAUACUGCGCCGUGCGCUAUAGCAGCACCUAAUAAUGAUUUAACUUUAAUUAAAGAAUUAAUUUCAUAUAAAAAAUUUAAUAAUACUAUUUCACGGGCAUGCUCAGAAAAAUUAGCCGAUCACUUGUGGUAUUUAAAUAACGAGUUGUCUGUUUUAUCUCUCUUUGACGAAACUGUUUCAGUUGAAACAAAAAGAAAAAUAGUUCAUGCUUUAAAAAACUGUGAAACCAAUGAAACUACAACGAGUCGUUUUAUAAUCGAUAAGAAAAAUUUAGAGUCAUUAUUAAAUAAAGAUCUUAGUCAAUUUGUAUCUAUGAGAUCGAUAAAUCUGUUUAAAUCGUUUGAUUUGUCGUAUGAUUUCAUUGAUGAGGAUGUAACUUUGUGGCCUCAAAAUCUAAAUUACAAAAGAAACUUGGAGUAUUUUGAGAAACUUCAAGUUGUAAAUGAUGUAGCAGAACGCGGCGUGGCAUUGAUAGAGCAGUAUAAUCGAUGCUUAACGAAAAAUGAAGAACAGCUUCAGUAUUUAUUGCAAGUAGUGACAGAACACAGAAAACGAUAUCCUAAUUGCAAUAAAAAUAAUUUUAUAAAACUGUAAUAUUUUCAA
This is a messenger RNA of Cotesia glomerata, 1598 nucleotides long. RefSeq lists its product as uncharacterized. The transcript is spliced from 2 exons. The record is from RefSeq and is a predicted model, not a curated record. NCBI's taxonomy places the organism in Eukaryota, Metazoa, Arthropoda, Insecta, Hymenoptera, Braconidae. The coding region runs from base 753 to 1589 and encodes 278 amino acids.